Molecule: messenger RNA, 5764 nt
Organism: Schistosoma mattheei
Lineage: Eukaryota; Metazoa; Platyhelminthes; Trematoda; Strigeidida; Schistosomatidae
Source: the annotation of a GenBank genome assembly
AACGUUUACAAAUUUAAAUUUGCAAAAUAGUGUGAUUUAUAUUAUUCCGAUUCAUAUGUUAUCCGAAAGUCAUGGACAUAAAGAAGUCCGAGACAAUGCAUCCAAUGUUAUUGAUUUCGCGCAAGAUAAACCUGAAAUGAAAUGUUUGGAUCGUGAACUCAGAAAAUCUUUGGUCGACAGUAGAUUCCACUUUCUUUUUGAAAAAAUUUCUCUGCACUUCAAGAUUGAUAAGAGCUAUGUUUUAGAAUGUAUACUAGAUGGUGAACAAGUAUAUUUAAUAAAAUCUUUCUUCAAUCCCGAAGGUAUGAAAGCUUUGUUUAUUAGUCUUAAGUCUGAAAAAUCAGAUGUUAAUGAAAGGAUUGGUGUUUUCUCGCGUUCACUGGUCCCAGCUAGACCACGUGUUGUUGUAUCUACAGUGGCUGAGGCAUAUGCACUCGGUUCGUGUGCUGUCUUCACAAAAGUCAAUGCAGAACUUCAAAUAACAGCUGAGAACAUUUCAAAAGAAGUGACUUUUCUGACAACAGACUUAGCCAAAGACUUUUUGAAUGCGUUUGGAAACCUGCUCGAUUCUUUAAUGUUACCACAACUUCGAGCAAUUCCGAACAAAGUAUUCGUGGAGAAGACAGUUUCAAUAGACGUACAAAAGUUGGAUUUAGUUGAAUACACAAAAAAAUUUGUGAAAAUUCUUAAGGAAACAUCGGAAUUCUUGGAAAACAGAUUUCACUUUAAAUCUUUUCAAAAUAAAUCAAUUGAAAAAAUCCAGUCAACACUUGACACUAAAAGAAUAUCAUCUGUAGUCAAUCCUGACAUGCUGAAGGAACUAGAAAUCUAUGCUGAGACUUGGAUUAAUCAACUAGAACAAGUAAUGGUUAUUGCUGAUCAAAUCAGAAAAGAAGCUGAUAACACCGGCCCCCGAGUAGAGUUAGAAUAUUGGCGAAGACGAAUGAUCACAUUCAAUACAAUCUUCGAAGAAAUGAAUAAACAUAACUGUAAAAUUGUAUUUGGCAUACUUUCAACCAUCAAUUGUCCAUUAGUCAAAAGAUGGCUUAAACUAGAAUCCCAAGUAAUGGAUUACACAAAUGAAGCUAAAAAUAACCUAAAAUUUUUAAGUACACUGGAAGAAUAUUGUGAACCAUUGUACAGAUGUGAUCCAGUCGGAAUGUUGGACAGUAUACCGAAACUUGUGACAAUGAUUCGUCUAGUUUAUGAGAUAUCUACAUUUUAUAAUACACAAGAAAAAAUCACUUCACUAUUUGUCAAGGUCACUAAUCAAAUGAUAUUUGCAUGUAAAGCAUACAUUACUAAUAAUUAUCAAAGUACAAUUUGGACAGAGGAAACAGAAAUCAUUUUGAAAAAGAUUAUAGAUUGCUGUAAUUUACAUCAAGUCUAUAAGAAUUCAUUUCAACGAAUCAAAACAGAAUUAGCUGCUAAACCGAAUUCAAAACAAUUUGAUUUAUCUGAAAUACAUAUAUUUGGUAAAUAUGAUUUAUUCUGUCAAAGAUUGGGUGAAAUUAAUGACAUAUUCCAAAUGAUCUCAUCGUAUUCUUGUUUGCUAGUGUCAAAAAUUGAAAAAUUAGAUCCACUUAUUGAGAUGUACAAUUUCGCUGUAAAUAAACUACGAAAUAGUGAAUUUGACUUUUUGGACCAACGAAAAACCGAAGUCGAUGACUGUAUCAUGGAGUUUAAAAAGAAAAUGAGUGAUAUACGGACUAGUUUAAGAUCCCUACUCGAUACAGAAAUGAACAGGCAUCAUGAUCUACAAAGAAGUUUACAUAUUAUUGGACAGUUUGAAAAAUUAAACUUACCAAACUUGGGUGUAGAUGAAGCACAUAUAAAAUCAUUGCAUCGUUUUUCUCAGCUUAUAGAGCAUGUUGGUAAAGAAUACAGUAAAUUUAAAGCUUCACCACCAAUUGGUCGUGAUAUACCUCCAAUAGCAGGUAAAAUUUCCUGGGCAAAAGAGUUAUAUCGAAGAAUUGAAAGUCCAAUGCUUAUGCUUACCGAUAAAAUCAAAUUGAUGCGAUCAAAGGAAGGCAAAGAAAUUACUAAAAAGUAUAAUAAGUUAGCUGAAGUUUUGAUCACCUACGAAAUGGUUCAUUAUCGUAAUUGGAUUAACCAGAUAUCCUUUGCAAAAGUUGGUUUACGUGAUCCUUUGCUUUAUCAAGAUGAAGGGACUAAUCGUAUUAUUGUUGCACUUGACCCAGAAAUUUUAGUUGUCUAUCGAGAAAUAGAAUUAUUAUCGAAAUGGGGAUUAGAUAUACCUGAAAUUGCCGUGGAAUUAAGUCAAAAAGAAACCCAAUUAAAAUUACAUUAUAAUAAAUUGAAAUCAAUGUUGACCAGUAUAAAUGAAAUAGAAGUUAAUCUAGAUCCAAUGUUUAUCAAAUUAAUGCGAGCACAGUUCGCACAUUUGCAAAAUUUAUUAAAACCUGGUUUAUGUUUAUUGAACUGGACAAGUCUUGGAAUCAACCAUUUCAUUGAUGAUGUAACCAGUUAUAUAAAUCAGUUGAAGUUACUCAGUGAACGUGCAAAUGAUCUGAAAAAAUACCGAAUAGAACAAAUUUUAAACGAAAUAUCUAAUAUAACUUUAUGCGAACUAAGUGAUUCAGAACCGUGGACCAUAGAUUAUUUCUUAGAACAUACCAAUUAUCUGUGUAGUAAAGCUGGGGAUAUCUUGCAAAUCAAAAGUCAAGUUAUUCAGGAUUCAGUGCAUGAAUUGAUUGCCAUGCUUUGCGGUGCGUAUCGAUUACAGUUGAUGCAAGAAGAGGAAAAGGACGAAAGAAACAUGACUUGUAUCAAAGGAUCUGGAAAAUCAACACUGUCUUCACAAAAGUCAAUAUACCCAGAGAGUGCAGUUUCAAGGACAACAGGUACAAAAAGUGCAAGAGAAUGUCGUAAACGAUUAGUUGAAGAUGCUGCACUCAGGGUAUUAGAGCAUUUUCAUCAGAGAACUGUGGAUACUUUAACUAAAUUAAUUCGUAAUACUUUGGAUAAUCUUCGUAAAUGUUUAACCCUGCCUUCAAUUUUAGCCUAUGAUAGUGUGAAUUCAGAUGGAUCAGUUCAACUUUAUUUUUCAUGCCAUGCACAGUUAUCCAAGCCAUCAAUUAUACUACAUCCGUCUCUUGAUGAUUUUCAGAAAGCGUUGAAUACUGCUACACAUUUAAUUAUAUCUGUUACUCGUCACAUUUCAGUGUGGGAUUUAAGGCUACGUAAUCCAUAUGGCUCAAAAGAGCAUUCUGAAAUUGAAGAAAGCUUUUCAUCAAUUGAAGAAGUUAAAAAAUCAAGUCAAACAGACAGUUCAACGCAUUCGGGUAAUGAAUUGACUAGAGAAAUAACUGUAUCAUCUGGGACUAACGAACUAGUAACCUAUACAACAGAUGAGCGCUUCAGUGUUGCAGAUGAUGAAUAUGAAAAUAAAGGUGAUGAAAAUUACUUUAAUAAAAUUUCUCAAAAUAAGGAGAUAAAUAAACUAAGGGGUAUGCUUACAAAUGCUUUCUCAUCGAUUCAACAGAGUGCAAAAUCCUCACUUCGGCAUUUUGAUCAAUAUAAAUCGUUAUGGGAGAAAUCUAAAACGGAAGAAUUCGACAAAUUCAUGUCAAAUAAUCCAUCGGUGACUGAUUUUGAAGAAAUUAUUCAACAGUUUUAUGAGAAAGAUUUACGUGAAAUGGAAGCAAAUGUUGACUUACAACUUGGACCUAUUGAAGAAUCCUAUUCUUUACUGGCUAAACAUUCAAUUCCAGUUGAUAAAGAAGAAACUGAUAAAGCAGAUACUUUGCGCUAUGAAUGGGAAAAAUUAUGUAAACAAAUGCUAGAAGUACAAAAUCAGUUAGUUGACGUUCAACCAGAAUUUCGCAAUAAUUUAUUAGAAAAUAUAACAACGUUUAAUGAAAAUUGUUCAACAUUCUACGACGAUUAUGAUAAAGUUGGACCAAUGGUUAGAGGCAUACCACCCCGAGAAGCAUCUGAUCGUCUUAUUAUAUUUCAAAAUCGUUUUGAUAAUCUUUAUCGCAGUUAUAUCACGUAUAGUGCAGGUGAACAGCUUUUUGGACUACCGAUUACAGAACAUACUCGGUUAGAUGACAUUAGAAAACAAUUAAACCUUCUACAAAAACUUUACUUAUUAUAUAACAGUGUUUUGAACAAAACAGCUGGCUAUUAUGACAUACCGUGGUCCGAUGUUAAAAUCGAUGUGAUUUCUCAAGAACUGCAAGACUUCGAAAAUCGCUGCCUCAAGUUACCAAAAGCUUUACGUGAAUAUCCGGCAUACGAUGAUUUGAGGCAAACGUUGGCUAAUUUUGACCAGAUCAUCCCAUUGUUAGAGUUAAUGACUAAUCCAGCUAUGCGUGAGAGACAUUGGAAAGGCUUGGCUACCUUAACUGGACGGUCAUUCAAUGUUGACGAUAGUGAAUUUACUUUGCGAAAUAUACUUGAAGCUCCUUUACUUGAACACUAUGACGACGUUGAAGAUAUUUGUAUAUCAGCUAUUAAAGAGCAAGAUAUUGAGCGAAAACUAAUUAAUUUAAAAUCUGAAUGGAGUGCACAAGAAUUUGAAUUUGUUCAAUUUAAACACCGUGGUGAAUUGUUGCUACGAGGUGACCACACUUUGGAAUUGAUUAGUUUAAUGGAGGACUCAUUGAUGGCCCUUGCCUCUCUUUUAAGUAAUCGCUACAAUGCGCCAUUCCGCAAAGAUAUACAAAAUUUCAUCUCACGUUUGUCAAAUUCCAACGAAAUUAUUGAACAGUGGUUGGCAGUACAAAAUUUAUGGAUUUAUCUUGAAGCAGUUUUUAUUGGUGGUGAUAUAGCACGUCAACUUCCACAAGAAGCUAAACGCUUCGCGAAUGUAGAUAAAUCAUGGUGUCGCAUUAUGCAAAGAGCUCAUGAGACAACGCAUGUUUUAACAUGCUGUAUUGGUGAUGAAAUGCUUAGCCAUCUAUUACCACAUCUAAUGGAACAGUUAGAAUUAUGUCAGAAAAGUUUAACUGGUUAUUUGGAAAAGAAACGUCUUCUCUUCCCUCGCUUCUUUUUCGUUUCUGAUCCAACUCUGCUGGAAAUUCUGGGUCAAGCAUCAGAUCCUCAUACGAUACAAGCACAUUUACUUUCUGUGUUUGAUAACAUUAAAAGUGUGAAGUUUCAUGAAAAACAAUAUGAAACGAUUUUGACCUGUUACUCACAAGAAGGCGAGGUAUUAGAGUUAGAGCAUCCAGUAAAAGCUGAAGGACAUGUAGAAGUUUGGUUAAAUAAAUUAUUGAAAGAAGCGCAGUUUUCAUUACAUCAAAUAAUAAGAGAAGGCUAUAAAGUAGCAAUAGAUGAUGAUGUCAAUAUAUUAGAAUUUCUUGCGACGUUUCCUGCCCAGGUGGGACUAUUGGGUAUUCAAUUUAUCUGGACAAGAGAUUCAACUAACGCACUAAAAGAAGCCAGACAUAAUAAAAAGAUUAUGCAAAUGACUGAUCAUGAAUUUGGUCGUCUACUAAACUUGCUUAUUCAGCAAACUACACACAACUUAACGCAAGUGGAGCGAACUAAAUUAGAGACAUUAAUCACCAUACAUCUUCAUCAAAAAGAUAUUUUCUCAUCAUUAGUUAAAGACCGUAUCAAAUCACCAACAGAUUUUGAUUGGCUUAAACAAACACGUUUCUACUAUUUAGAAGAUUCAGAUGUAUGUCUAAUUUCAAUUACCGACGUAAAUUUCAUUUAUCAAGAUGAAUUUAUCGGAUGCACAGAACGACUGGUUGUUACACCACUUACAGAUCGGCAAGUUUUCUUGACAUGA